Molecule: messenger RNA, 851 nt
Organism: Leptomonas pyrrhocoris
Lineage: Eukaryota; Euglenozoa; Kinetoplastea; Trypanosomatida; Trypanosomatidae
Exons: 1
Coding region: 90-851 (253 amino acids)
Source: RefSeq, a predicted model, not a curated record
AGACCCGCUCUUCUUGUUGUUUUCCUGUGCACUGCUUUCAAUUGACGACGCAACGCUUUAAUACAGCUUUCUAACGGUUGUGAGAGGUCAUGACUUUUUUCAAAACCACAGCGUGUAGGCUGUGUUCUAGGGUGGGGAGCGCAGUGACAAAGUUGUCCACCUCAUCCGAAAGCGGUGCAUCGCCUCGAUGGGCUUUUCGCCACAUUCUCGGAACAAGGCAAUUUGCUCUCUUCAGCGACACAGUAAAUAAUGCAAAAGUGUCCGCACAUUGCACCCUUCCUGCGCCACGUGCUGGUCGAAAAUACAAGAGAAACCGAAGCCGUCCCCAGUCAGAGGCCACGUCUGACAAGCAGCUUUUGCCAUUCACUUGUCAACUUAGUAAUUUAUGUCGCGGUUUCCCACUUGUUUUGACACUACGUUGCGAAACACGUGCUGGUCAGCUUGUUGUAAACGGUGCUUCCUUCACUCGUGAGGCGGUGGAGCUGCGUCAAGGACCAGAAGCGACCCGUAAUCAGCUCUCGUACAGCGGUCCGUACUUGACACAGACACACUUGGCAGAUCUUGUAGUCGGUGUGCGACCUCUCAGCAGUCCUCUGGAGCAAGUGUUCCAUGAGGAGGCACUCUUUUUCAAUUCGACCUAUUGUUUUGACAACUCCGCUCAUAGUUGGCACGGGCACAAUCCAGUGCAUACAGUGCGACCUGAGGUAACAGAGGCGAUCGCUCAAGUGGCGGCAAGCUUUGGCGUUGAUGACGCUCUCGCCGCCUACGUUUCUGAAAAGGCUCGACUUGUUGAAAAAGCUGAGGUGGCUGCGUGGCGGCAAAUUUUCCACGAUUCAGUCAUCUUGCGCUAG